Molecule: messenger RNA, 1373 nt
Organism: Seminavis robusta
Lineage: Eukaryota; Bacillariophyta; Bacillariophyceae; Naviculales; Naviculaceae
Source: the annotation of a GenBank genome assembly
AUGAUCAGCAGCAGCAGCAGCAGCAGCAGCAGCAGCAACGGCAACAACAACAACCAGUCGCUCCUGGGUGUGGUGCUGUUCCUUGGAGGAGCCCUGGGCUACUGGUAUCACCAAAGCGAAGUAGCCAGAAUCUCCAAGCAGGCAGAAGAUCGCCGUCGCGAAGAACGCACCGGACGAAUUCGAGCCGAAGUCAAGUUGCGCACUCUGUCCAAGGAAAAAGAGGCUCUGGAAUGGCAGCUCACUACGACUGACAGUGCUACUGCUAGUACUAAUGGUGGUACUACUAAGAGUAGUGUGAACCACCCCAUGGUACUACGGUGUGUGGGCACCGUGGUGUCUCCCUACACGAAACGCAUGGGGACACCUCGUCAAGGCUCCUUGGUUCCCUCGUCGCGUGCCUUUAUUCAAAUCGACGGCAGUACGUUGCAAAUGGAAGCCUUGGAUGGAAUGGAAGACUACAGUCAUUUGUGGAUCCUCUUUGGAUUUCACGCCAAUACUACUAGCGCUACUACUAGUAACACCAAAAAGGCCAAAGUGAGACCUCCCCGCGCUCCACACAAAGUGGGACAAUUGGCCACUCGGUCUCCGCAUCGCCCCAAUCCCAUCGGAUUGUCACUCGUCAAAAUGGAACGACUCGACACGAAACUCAAACGAGUCCACAUUUCCGCACUCGAUCUCGUCCAUGGAACACCCGUCUAUGACAUCAAACCGGUCGUGCCCUGGGAUAUUCCGGGGCAUCAUCAUGACAACAAUCACAACAGCAGUAGUAACAAUGCACUACAAGUUCCCGACUGGGUGUCUCAAAAGGACGAAAUUCAUACCGUACAAUUCACACCACAAGCCGAAACCGCGUGGCAGACAUUACUCCAACAAGGCCGCAUGGCUCCCUUGUAUACACCCCAAAAUGAUAGUGACGCAGAAGCUUCUCGAGCGACUCUGGUGGAAAUUUUGGCACAGGAUCCUCGAUCGUCGCACAAGGGAUUAAAGGUCAAUCAGCGGGGAACUACCAACAAAAGCAGUCAAACGUAUUCGCUCAUUUUUUGUCAGACACAAGUCAACUUUGUCGUUCUCUCGUGGGGAGUUCAAGUCGAGUCGGUGACGGCUGUCGACUUUGAUGACGACGCCUAUGUCGAAGGCAUUCCGCUCAUAUUCGAACAGAAACAACAACCAGUACAAGCAGACUAGCAUUAUGUACGUACCGGAUUGUCCUGUAUGAUAGAUAGGGAAGGGGGUGGGGAUGUUGGCGUCCCAAUCAAUCAAUCAACCACUAAGAUUUAGGGGUACGGGAUCAGUUCAUAACUGCUGUUGACAUCAUCCUACUGUAGUACAAGCACGGUGCGGUGAGGAUAUGAGGUGUUGGUGUACACACAAAA